AUGAAGCUUUCAAGUCUUGGAGCUGCCACCGUUUUGGUAUCAGUGGCAUCGGGUCAUACUAUCUUUUGUCAACUCAAGACGAAUGAAAAGACGUAUCCCGUGUCCCAUGCUAUCCGAACGCCCACGUACGAUGGCCCACAAACGGAUGUGAAUAACAACAACUUGGCAUGCAACGGCCCUCCCAACCCGACCACCCCUUCGGACAAGAUCAUUGACGUAAAGGCCGGUGACACCGUGGGCGCCAUCUGGCGCCACACCCUACAAUCUGGGGCCAACGAUGUCAUGGACCCAGGCCACAAAGGCCCUGUCAUGGCAUACCUUAAGAAAGUCUCGGACGCGACUAAGGACAGCGGUGUCGGCAGUGGCUGGUUCAAGAUCCAGGAGGAGGGCUACAGCAAUGGCAAAUGGGGCACCGACACCGUCAUCAACAACGGCGGUAACCAACAGAUCAAGAUCCCUGAGUGCAUAGAGGAUGGACAAUACCUUCUUCGCGCAGAGAUGAUAGCUCUCCACGGCGCCAGGUCGCAGAAUGGCGCACAGCUAUAUAUGGAAUGUGCUCAGAUUAAUGUCACCGGCGGCAAGGCAACAAAGAAGCCAACAACGGCGAGCAUCCCGGGUAUCUACAAGUCCAACGAUCCUGGCCUGCUCAUCGACAUCUACAACAAGCCCCCGGGAACUAGCAGCCCUUAUAAGAUCCCUGGACCCUCCGUCUUUACUUGCUAA
Daldinia childiae is the source of this 723-nucleotide messenger RNA. Its product is annotated as putative endo-beta-1,4-glucanase D. Lineage: Eukaryota; Fungi; Ascomycota; Sordariomycetes; Xylariales; Hypoxylaceae. The coding region runs from base 1 to 723 and encodes 240 amino acids. The transcript is spliced from 7 exons. The record is from RefSeq and is a predicted model, not a curated record.